Molecule: messenger RNA, 3506 nt
Organism: Mobula hypostoma (lesser devil ray)
Lineage: Eukaryota; Metazoa; Chordata; Chondrichthyes; Myliobatiformes; Myliobatidae
Product: PALM2-AKAP2 fusion protein-like
Source: RefSeq, a predicted model, not a curated record
UCUCUUUCCCCAUUCCCCCCAGAUCCGGAUCUCUCCUCCCCCCAGGGCCCCGGGUGUCUCUUCUCCUCGGGUCUCGGAUGUGAACUAGCCCCUUUGCGGAGUGGAGGGGGUGUCUCGGACUGAGACUCUCGGCUCUGUAUGAUCCCUGUCCCGUACAAGAUCCAGCCUUCCUGGAAGCGGAUGGACCUCGCCCUUGUCCUCCACCCCACCGCUGCUGAUGGGUGUGGCCCGGCCGCGCUCAUGGACUCUGGACAUUGCGGCGGCGUCAGACUGCGAGUAGACCGGCCGUCCUCACCGAGCGGCCGAAGAAAUCCCGCCAGGUGCGCUUUUCUAUCUUCCGCCUGGUUGGAGAAAGGAGAAGAGAGGACGUCUAGGAAACCAGGGAGUUCUGAAAACCAGGUAGCCUCAGUGAAUGAGUUUGAAUCUGAACAAGGCACCGUUACCUCUGAGGAUCCAGUACUUGGGGAGCUUCCUGUCUGUGAAACUCAUCUGAUAGGAGUUCCAGAGGCUGACCCUGAGUGUAACAAAGGUUGUGAGAAGGGGGACAUUCUAACCAAAAACGCAAAGCAGUUUCCUGCAGGAACCAAGUAUCAGGUAGAAGAGGAAGCAACUGGUGAGUGUGGAUUAAAGGAAGGCAACGAAAUUAUCCUCUCCAGAGACUUACGUAUACUUAGCAAAACUGAGUGUAGUCUGGGAUACGAGGCUCCUAUCUCAAUGCAGGAAGCUGAGAGAAAGGCCUUCAGUGUGGAGAAUGAGGAUUUAGUCAACAAGGGUGGUUCUGCUCCAAGCCUUAAAAAUGGAACCAACUUGCUUUCUCCCACACUGAACCCAAUCACACAGAAUGGCUCAUCUUCUUCCUUUUCAAUCACUCCGUCUGAGAUCAAUUAUAGUGACGAUGCCAUCAUUCAUGCAGAGAAGGUUGCUGUCAUUCAGUGCCAGGAUAUGGGUGAUCAGGACGCUGUAAUGAAUGGAGCAGAUAGUGGGCAUUCUGCAGAGGAAGAGAGCACAGAAGGGGGUGCAAGGUUAACCACCAUAAAGAAAGAAGCCAACUUUGUGCUUCGGAAAUAUGAUGCAGAAAAAAAAACAACAAAACUUUUUUCAGAUGAUGAGGAAAGGAAGUACCAAACGGUGAUCAUUACAGAAACAGCCGCUAUUGCAAGUCUUGAAAAAGAAAGAAGGGAAAUUAUUAAAAACCAAGCAGUGAGAAAGAGCACCACCAUUGCAGAGAAACAGGUUUCAAUAAAGCCAUUAGAAUUGGAAGAGAAACCAUCACUUGAUGUUUCUACUGAGAAGCAUGAGGAGUCACAGCUACAGAUGUCCACCGAAAAUGCCAAUUCAGUUUCUUUUCAUAACGGAUCCCCCAUUUCAGAACCUGAAGGCAUCAAUACUGAGCAAAUAAACUUCACUGCUGCUCGCCAACAAUUCCUCCAGAUGGAGAGGUCAAGGCAGGAAGUUCCAACCUGUCCAAUGCCCUCUGCUCAAUCCCACAGGGUCUUAAGCCAAUGUUCCACACCUUCUGAAUCAACCCAGCCACUUCAGUACAAGGAUGGCAUUACCUUGGACACAAGUCCUGCAAUCAUGGUGAAGGCUGUGAGAGUUGAUUCUGUCCAUGAGGAUGAGAAGGAUGAUGACCAAUCUCCUAAAAGUCCUGUGAGCAGUUUGUUCACUGCUGAGAAGAUUGCAGGUCUGGAAGACAAUGAUAGCGAAAAAAUUGACUCCAUGCAGCAAAAUCUGCUUGCCUGCUCCUCAGUAGAAGACCUUGAUUCCGGAUUAGAAGAGAUGUCCAAUGACUAUAAUUAUGGGUGUACUAGUGAUUGUGCAGCAUCAAAUGAAAUGCUGAAUUUGGAGGCUGAUAACAGUUGUGUGUUUGAAUGUUCUGAGCAGAAAGUCAAGGCUGAAACACCCAUUGAGAAAGAAAUUCGAUUAGCCUUGGAAAGGGAAGAGAUUCUUCGCAAGGAGCGAGGGAUUAGGAAGUCGGUAAGCUCUGAGAAAAUGGUGCAAAUAAAGACUAAGCCUCUCUUAAGCCAAUUACCCCCCACGUCUCCUUUCUCGAAACAUAAGGACAAGAACCGGAUGGUAUUUUUUGUCCAGAGGGAAAUUGAAAUGGACUCGAAGAGGGAAGAGAAAUUGAAAGAAGAAGGUAAAGUCAAAGGCUUGUAUGAUAAAGGAAUACCCCAGGAAGUAGAAGAACGGAAAAAAGUAUUUGAACAGCAAACAGAUGAUGUGCCAGUUGUACCACAGCUAGGCUGGCAGUCCAAGUUAGCCAGCUCAGCUUCCCAGGAUUUUUUGGAUGUGCAUGCUGUUCCAGAAGAAAGCAAUGCAGUACAAACUGACUCACCAGAAUGUAAAGAGUUGGUACAAGAGGAUUCAGAGAACCAGCCGUACACCUUGAGACCAUGGAAGCACCAGACCAGUUUCCUGAUUGAACAAGAAAUUGAGGAAGUACAACGACGGGAAGAGGAGCUACGGUCCCAGAGACUGAGGAAGCAGAGUGCAGGCAGCCUUCCUUCAACAUCAACCUCCGUAUCAGAGUCCGAAAGUUCCCUGGUGCAUCCUGAGUGGACUUCAAGAGCUGGAGCUUUGAACGAAGAUCAAUCCAAAGAUCUCCCAGUGACGCACAGCCAGGAAGGGAGGAACCUGAAACCUCCGGGAAAGAAGGAUGAAUCUUCAUAUGCAGGCAUCGAGCCUUCUGAUGACGUCAAUACUGAGGUACUUGAAUCCACCAGAGUGACUCGCCGGAAAAGUGUAAUGGCACAGCGCUGGGAAGCAGGGAUAUUCAACAAUCAUCAGGAUGAAUGAAGCCAGCCUACACACAGUUAUAUCAUUAUGUACAUAGAUCAUUAUAUAUAUAGAUGGUGUCAUUUUAUAUAUAUAUAUAGAGAUGGUGAAAUUCUGGAAAGCAUUGCCUAUUGCAUAGAAAUGAAGUUCUUUGUAGCACGUUGGAUUGAUUUCUUUCUCUAAGUAACUACAGUUUACUCAGCUGUGACCAGCACACUUCAAGAACAAAGUCCCUUAAGUCCAAGGUCUAAGCUUCUUGCUUCAACCUGCCAAUCCCCUCUAACUCCCUGCUUUUUCGCAUGUAAAUUGGAUGCUACUUUAAUCUUACCCAAUUGCCAAUCUGCAUAGUCUCCGCCAUAAAACACAGAGAAUCCUUUCCAGUGUCUAAUCUCCGAUCUCCAUACUCAAGCCUAAUUUCAUGUUCUUCAUUUACUAACAGUGCCUUGUUAGAUAGAUGUGACGUAUUGGCAUGAGGCCAUUAGGAAACACUGUUCACAGCCAGAUUUUCACCCUGUUCCCAUUACGUCACCAGACAUCUUAGCAAUUUACCUUUAGUUUGGUAAAUUUACAUGAAGCCCUGAAUAUUAUGAAGAGAACAAUGAACCCUUUACUUUUGUUUCCGUAGAUAUCAAUCAACAUUUGCAAGAAAGCAAAUUUAAGCUUGUGUGCCAUUGUUUAAACUAAAUAAUAAAUUUGAAUUUGGAACAAAGUAUGACUGGUGUUGAAAU